CGGGGGCCACCAGGACCGCACAGUCGGAUCUGUGGCGGUGUGGGCUCCGGGUCGAUUUCAUGAGCGGAAGAAAACCGAGGCCAGCAAUUUACAUCGGUCGGGAUUCAGGGCCCCAUGAGUCGUUCGGCGGCCCACAGUGCCCAUGGAUGGUCCUGUGCUGGCACCACCAGGGCUUUUUGACAGGAUUAGAUGGAGGGUGGUUGGAUUGGUGUCCAAAUUUGCAACAGGUAUUCCGGGCAAUAGUGACGUGUUUCAUAAUGCUGAAGACACCAGAGUUUACCCAGUCUUAUGGUGUGAGCCUAGCUCACGGAGUCAAUGCGACGCUGUGGACGUGCACUGCGUCGGUGGCUGACAGUCGGUGCUGGGCUGCUGCUGGUGGUGGGCCUGGCCCUGCUUUGGCUGGGGGCGCGGGCGCCGGCCGGUGCCGACGGCGUGUCUGCGCCUACCACACAGUCAUCGGCCGCGCCGCUGGCGGCCGGCGGUUCCGCCCUGCUGGCCGUCAGGACCGCCGGACAGCUCCACGACUCCCGGUUGCCCGUGCUGGCGCGCUCCUGGCUGCAGGAUGUUCGACCGACACAGCAGGUUGUGCUCUUCUCCGACGUUGAUUCCGUAACGGCCAUCGCCAAGAAAUUGGACGGGGUCGGUGCCGAGGUGAGCCGGUGCGGCCAGGCACACACACACAGCGUGCUGUGCUGCCGGCUGGCGCACGAGAUCAGCGUCUUCCUCACCACUAAGCACGGGUGGCUCUGCCAUUUUGACGACGACAACUAUGUGAAUACAGCGGCGCUGGACGCCAUGCUGGUCUCGUACAACGCCCGCCAGGCCUGGUACCUGGGAAGACAGCAUUCUGCCACCUACCGGCCGGCCGGUCAAACAGCGCCCCUGCGGUUUGCCACGGGAGGCGCUGGUUUUUGUAUCAGUAGGGCCGCGCUUCUGCUGGCGGCCAAAGGGCUAGUCGGUGGUCAGCUGGAGAGCAGCUGUCUGCGGCUGGGAAUGCCCGACGAUGUAGCGCUGGGGUUUAUCCUGUGGACAUCUCAUCGGGUACGGCUGACACACAUCAACGAGUUCCACUCCCACCUGGAGCAGUUGUCUUCCAUACCAACGGACUCCCUCCAACACCAGAUUAGUCUGAGCUACUCUCUGGAGCGCCGUCCACCCAAUACGGUGUCUGUGGCGGGUCUGGACACGCAGCUGGAUCCCACCCGUUUCCGCUCUCUGCACUGUAUGCUGCACGGCUCCGAGCGGUGCACGUGACCAGAGCCGGCGUUUGGUCGACACCGCACCCGCCAUCCAAGGCGUCCGCCCCGGCGCGCAACGCAAGCGGGGCAGGUGGGCGCGAGAUGUCACCCUGAGCGGUGGCGCCUCCGAGCACCUGAGCGGUGGUCCGCUGCUGAGUGGGGACUGCAGCCGGCACCCUCCGCUGAGUGGGGACUGCAGCCGGCACUCUCCGCUGAGUGGGGACUGCAGCCGGCGCCCUCCGCUGAGUGGGGACUGCAGCCGGCGCCCUCCGCUGAGUGGGGACUGCAGCCGGCGCCCUCCGCUGAGUGGGGACUGCAGCCGGCACUCUCUGGCCACUGAUUGCCGAACGUGAGAUUCGCGAGGAGGUGAAAUAUGCAAGGAGCGUGCGUGGUGGAGCUGAUGAUAUCAGUCAACAUCGUUUUCCUGGUGUGGCUUGCGUUCUCUGUUGUGGCAAGUGUUGAGUAGCAAGGGCUCAUAUUCCUGUGUGCAUCUGGCCAGAGACCUAUGCAUGUGUUGAUGUGGUUAGUGGUUAAGCCAGGGAGUAACGCCAUACAUUAUUUAUAGAUCAUGGUCGGCAUAUGGCGCCAGCUUGACCUGUUUCAGCACCCGAGGCCGAUGAUCGGAAGUCAUUCGGCGUAUUCCCGUCCACGGUGCGAGCCUAGAAAACGGUUGCUCGUCCAGCCGUGGGAUCGGGAUCUGCCUCUUGCAGCCGAUUCUGUCCAUUGUCUGGGAUGAUGCCUGUCUUUUUGCACCAUUUCUGCGCUGGUACAGGCAAUCUGCCAUCCAGGCUGUGACUUUGGAAUCGUUUUAUUACUUGUUUGUGAGCUUUGAUUUUAGUGAUGGAAUGGAAAGAUUAAGUAUGAUUCUGUUGUUUCCUACGGUACCGUCAGUGGUCGAGGUGUAAGCACUUGAUGUUUUGGACAAGUUCUUCAAUGGCCUUAUGCAAUAGGGAGUUGAAAAGGUGCAUACAAUUUGUGGUGGCAGCUGCGUUUGAGCACAUAACUUAAGCAUCUUCAUGGAAUGCCAGAUUUUACACAACUUUUUUCGCCGUGCAUGACGAAACAUGUGUUAUCACUUACAAGAAUGGUUUUGGUCCCCCUUAUUGUUGAAAUGCCUGAUUCGUGAUUACGCUUUUUCGUUGUAGAGCUGACAAAGCUGCUUCCUCAUCGUCGAAGUUCGUAUGUUGCGCCCUACGUCACUUUAUGAUAGGGUAAUUAAUACAUGUAAUUAUUGACAUGCUA
This is a messenger RNA of Pollicipes pollicipes, 2480 nucleotides long. RefSeq names its product beta-1,3-N-acetylglucosaminyltransferase radical fringe. Gene Ontology annotation, cellular component: membrane. The record is from RefSeq and is a predicted model, not a curated record. The transcript has 9 exons. Bases 316 to 1254 code for a protein of 312 amino acids. NCBI's taxonomy places the organism in Eukaryota, Metazoa, Arthropoda, Thecostraca, Pollicipedomorpha, Pollicipedidae. Gene Ontology annotation, molecular function: glycosyltransferase activity.